This is a messenger RNA of Phragmites australis (common reed), 2392 nucleotides long. RefSeq names its product G-type lectin S-receptor-like serine/threonine-protein kinase At2g19130. NCBI's taxonomy places the organism in Eukaryota, Viridiplantae, Streptophyta, Magnoliopsida, Poales, Poaceae. Gene Ontology annotation, molecular function: ATP binding; protein kinase activity. Gene Ontology annotation, biological process: recognition of pollen; protein phosphorylation. The transcript has a single exon. Bases 385 to 2328 code for a protein of 647 amino acids. The record is from RefSeq and is a predicted model, not a curated record.
CUCUGUUUUCCGGCAGAUGGAGGGCCGGCGAACAGCUGGUACGUCGGCAUCUGGUACCACAACAUCUCGGUGCGGACGCCGGUGUGGGUGACCAACCGCGACAGGCCGGUCUCCGACCCUGCCACCUCGCGGCUGACCAUCGCGGCCGACGGCAACCUCGUCCUGCUACAACCGUCCGGCUCCACCGUCUGGUCCACGAAUGCCACCGCCGUUAACGCUAACACCAGCGCCACGGUGGCCGUCCUCCUCGACACAGGCAACCUCGUUCUCGCGCCCGCGUCCAACACCUCGGCCGUGCUGUGGCAGAGCUUCGAUCACAUUGGCGACACGUGGCUCCCCGGCGGGAAGCUGAGGCGGGACAAGCUCACCGGCGCCAUCCACGGGAUGACCUCGUGGAGGGCGCUCGGCGACCCCGCGCCGGGGAUGUACACUCUCCAGCUCGACCCGGCCGGCGCGCCACAGUACGUACUGCUUUGGAACGGCACGCGGGAGUACUGGGUCACCGGCGACUGGAACGGCCGGUUCUUCACCGGUGCGCCGGAGGUCGCCGCGUCGAGCGGCAACUCCGGGUACAGCUUCCAGUUCGUGGACAACGACCGGGAGAGCUACUUCACGUACAACUUCGCCGACAACUCCACGGUGUACCGCUUCGUCACGGACGUGUCGGGGCAGGUCAAGGGCUGGUUCUGGGUGGAGGCCACGCAGGGGUGGAACCUGGUGUAUGCCGAGCCCAAGGCGCGGUGCGCCGUGCCGCGCGGCUGCGGCGCGUUCGGCGUCUGCAGCGAGGCUGUCUCUACCGCGUGCAACUGCGCCAGGGGGUUCAGGCCGCGGGACGCCGCAAGCUGGAGCCUCGGCGAUUACACCGGCGGCUGCGUGCGGAACACCGAGCUACAAUGCGGCAAGAACGGCAGCGGCGGCGACUCCUCCGGGUCGAACGCACAUGAUGAUAGGUUCUUUCGGUUGGACGACAUGAGGCUCCCCGAUGACGGACGCAUCGCGGGAGCCGCGAGCUCCGGCGACUGCGAGAGAGCCUGCCUCGGCGACUGCACCUGCUCUGCUUACGCGUACAACGGCAGCUGUUUCCUGUGGCACGACGAUCUGCAAAACCUGGAGGACGGCUUCGGCGGCCAGGCCGGCGCGGGGAGCCUCUACCUCCGCCUGGCCGCGUCGGAUCUCCCCAGCGCGAGGACCCACAAGCGGAGGACCGUCGAGAUUGCCGUCGGCGCACUCGCCAUCGUCUGUUUCGUGGUCGCCGCGUCCGUCCUCGUCGUCCGUACAAUAAUGGCACGAACAACAAAGGUCCAGGGCCUCACCACUGCCGAGGGUUGCGUGACCAGAUUCAAGUACAGGGACCUGCAUUCCAUCACCAAGAACUUCUCCGACAAGCUCGGCGGCGGUGCCUUCGGUUCGGUGUUCCGAGGCCAGCUCCCCGACCGCACCGCCGUGGCCGUCAAGAAGCUGGAGGGGCUCCGGCAAGGCGAGAAGCAGUUCCGCGCGGAGGUGAGCACGCUGGGAACCAUCCAACACGUCAACCUGAUCCACCUGCUCGGCUUCUGCUCCGAGGGCGGCGACCGGAAGCUGCUCGUGUACGAGUACAUGCCCAACGGUUCGCUGGACCGGCACUUGUUCGGCGCCACGCUCUACACGCUGAGCUGGCGUGCGCGGUACCAGAUCGCGGUCGGCGUCGCCAAGGGACUCGCGUACCUGCACGACAAGUGCCGGGACUGCAUCAUCCACUGCGACGUCAAGCCGGAGAACAUCCUGCUCGACGCCGACUUCGCACCUAAGGUGGCGGACUUCGGGCUCGCCAAGCUCGUCGGCAGGGACUUCAGCCGCGUGCUGACCACCAUGCGCGGCACCAUCGGGUACCUUGCGCCGGAGUGGAUCAGCGGCGAGGCCAUCACCGCCAAGGCCGACGUGUUCAGCUACGGUAUGAUGCUGUUCGAGAUCGUGUCCGGAAGGAGGAACGUCGAGCACGGGAAGCCCGAGUCCGGGUCGGAGUCGUCGGCGAGCAGCGCGGGAGACCACGCGGUGACGGAAGCGACGUUCUUCCCUGUUCUGACAGCGAGGAGGCUGGCUGAGGCGGACGGGGACGUGGCGGCGCUGCUGGACACGGAACUCGGCGGGGACGCGAACGUCGAGCAGGUGAGGAGGGUGUGCAAGGUCGCCUGCUGGUGCAUCCAGCACGGCGUGGACGCGCGGCCGACGAUGGCGGAGGUGGUCCAGGUGCUGGAAGGCGUGACAGACAUCGAGCUGCCGCCGGUGCCGAGGUACCUCGAAGUGCUCGCCGGACGGCCGAUGCACGAGACGCUAGACUUCAGCUCGUGAGCAUCUGUUCUGGAAGAUAGUCAUAGACUCGUAUCAAUAUUCAGAUGUCUGAGCUUGUCAAGAA